This is a messenger RNA of Tigriopus californicus, 2476 nucleotides long. RefSeq names its product glutamate receptor ionotropic, kainate glr-3-like. The record is from RefSeq and is a predicted model, not a curated record. Lineage: Eukaryota; Metazoa; Arthropoda; Copepoda; Harpacticoida; Harpacticidae. Gene Ontology annotation, molecular function: glutamate-gated receptor activity. The coding region runs from base 1 to 1926 and encodes 641 amino acids. Gene Ontology annotation, cellular component: membrane. The transcript has 4 exons.
AUGGACGUCCUCAAGAGCUCUUACUUGUUGGUUUUAUUAUUAUUUCGGUUGAGUAUCUCUUCGGGACAAUCGGAUUUGGCAAAGUUCAUUUAUGAUUUUUGCCGUCGCCAUUCCAUCAACUAUUUCUCGUUUGUGGGCGACCUCGACGGUCCAACCUCGUUGAUCCAGCACUUAUUGAAGGACUCCAAUUUGAAGUCACUCUAUCAGUCGCGGUUUUAUCCUAACCUUCAUGAGAGAUCCGUAGCCAAGACUUUGAAUAUAGCUUUGAGCAACUUGACCACCAAAGCCAACUUAUUGGAUCGGAUGGAAUUGAAGCUGAAGAGAGAUUUCUGGUUGGUCCAAAUUCCACAUGAAGAAACUGUGGAAAGUUAUCUGAAGGACCUCCCAUUGGAUCUCGACGACGAUUUCUUUUCUUUCUACAUUGAGACUGACUCGACGAUCCGGAUUCAAGAAGCAUAUAAACUAACAAACGAUAUGGAACCCAUCACACUAUACUUUGGGUCUUGGACCCUUGAAGGUCUCAACGCAUCGCCAAUGGAGAAAUGGGAUCGUCGGGGAGACCUUGGGGGAAUGGAGUUCAAGAUCUCGGGAGCUUCAUCCUCACCGUAUGUCAAGGUCUUGGAAAAACCUAACGGAGAGGUAGAGAUGUCAGGGAUGUAUUUGGAGAUAUUUUACAGCCUGGAGGAAGUCAUGAACUUCACUCACAUCUUAAAUCUUCCCACUCCAAGAGAAGAAUGGGGGAUCAAGAAUUCAGAUGGAUCUUGGACCGGGAUAAUAGGUCAAAUACAAAGAGGAGACAUUGAUUUUGCUCCCAUUUCCUUCACUCGUACCAAACUCAGGAGUGAAGUGGUGGAUUUUGCUCUGCCGAUUGCCCAAUUCCAUCAUCGUUAUUUCGUGCAAAACCCCCGGGAUUCGUUCAACUGGUUCGCUUAUGUGGAACCUCUGACAUCAAAAGUUUGGCUCACCAUUGGCCUUCUCUCCUUGAUCUUUCCCCCUUUCCUGACCUUUUUGGCAUUCAUGCCUUACAUUUCCACAGAAGAAGAGCGCCAAGAGUUCACCCUUUGGAAAUCAUUCGUCUUCGUCUUGAGCACUCUCACCUUUGUCAGAGGGUUGAGUGUCACCCCCAAUCAAGCUAGGAAUCGACUUGUGUUUCUGGGCAUCUUAUUUGGUGGGACCGUCAUCUUUUGGCAUUGGGAGGCCAUGAUCAUAUCCUAUUUGGCAGUUCGGAUCCCUGCUCUCCCAUUCAACAACUUGGAAGAGCUCCUCUCCCAGACGAAUAAGAAGAUUUUGAUCAAGCCAGGGUCAGCGUAUGUUGACGAUUUUCGAUACAGUCUGGAUCCACUUAUCCAAGAGGCGUGGAACACGAGGAUCAGAGAAUACUUGCACUCCUACCCCAAUAAUCGAGACGAGCUCACCGAUUUGGUCGCCAAUGAUCCAGACUACGUGUUGUAUGACAACUUCUAUUCCAGCCGCACGUAUGGCGCUUAUCGGCGAUGUCAGAUCAUUGAUGUUCCACAAAUUUACGACCAAAAAGUGUUUGCGUAUGGCUUUCAAAAGAAUUCGCCUUUUCUGCCAAUUUUCAAUUUUCACCUCAAGCGUAUGUUGGAACGUGGAAGUAUGAAUCAGGUGGUGGAGAAGUAUCUGAGCGUAGCCGGCCAACAAUGUCAGGACCUAAGUGGAGCACCCUUGGGGUUCGAGAAUUGUUUCACGGCUUUCCUACUUUUCCUCAUUGGGUGUCUCGUAAGCGUGGUCAUCAUAUUUGGAGAGUAUUUCGCUCGGUUUUUGGAGCCCACGAGCGAUGCUGCUGCCAUGGACGAAUCCGAUUUCUAUGAGAGCUUGAAUCGAAUCGAAUUGGUGAAUGUUUUGAGACAUCGCGACCGUUUCAUCGCCAAACUGAAGAGACUUGUCCAUGACUCUGAUUCUUGAGAAAGUCAAUAAUGACCGUUCUUAUCGAUUCAAAAUUGAAAUUAUGAUCGAAUUGUUCAAAUACGAAGCUCCAUAGCAAAGCUAAAGUCAACAUCAUUUUUCUGUCACUGCUGACGCUUUUAUGCGGGUGUGUACGUACGUAUAUGCCAUUAGUGUUGACUUUCAAAUUGUGUGCAUUGAACAUACAUGCAAGCACGCAGAUCGACCAUCAACGUCAUCGUCUACAAAUUCAAAUGCAGGAGAUCUCAUCACAUUCGAGGAUGAAUGGAUGGAUGCUCUUCCUCUCGUCGCCAUGAAUGAAGUCAAGGGUGACCCUGAUUGUUCAUUCAAUAAUUCAUCUCUGCUAGAAGUGAGGCGUACAUCAAAAUGCGGGUUAGACAAGGGUUGCAGCUCGUUCAUCUACGUUCAUCAUCCCUUACUAGCUAGACGCAAAAGUGUCAGAACUGCCAACAAAAAUAGCCCUGAUCCGCGAGGAUUAGGGCGGAAAUCGUGUCAGUUCCCCAUCGCCGGAUUUACGGUAGUCCCAAGUCUGGUCGGUGCCUUAAGCAUU